CGAAAAUCUUCGGAGUCUCCGACGUCAAAGCCCGAAGCCGCGAAACCACCCAUGUAUAUAUAAACCGAUGAGUAGAAGGGUGAUUACAAUGGAUAGAACACAGCAUCGCAACUUGAUCAGACAACAAUACCAUUCCUCAAUAUCAGCCCAACUCUCUAUUUUUCUUCUCUUGAAGUAAAAAAAUCAAACAAUCAUGACAUCCCCACCCCAAACCAUCACCUUCCCCUCCUCGGUCCACCAAAUCGCCGCCCACCUCUACCACCCUCCCCCCUCCGCCCCGACCCGCAACAACGCCGCCAUCAUAAUCAGCCACCCCAUGACAGGCGUGAAAGAGCAAACCUCCACCACCUACGCCACCUACCUCCGCAACGCAGGCUUCAUCACCCUAACCUUCGACGCCGCCUACCAAGGCGAAAGUACCGGCGAGCCGCGCGGGCUCGAAGACCCGCUCCAACGCGUCGAGGACAUCAAGUCCGCCGUGACGUAUCUGUCCACCUUGACCGGUGUAGUGGAUAGUACUAAGAUCGGGGUCGUGGGGAUUUGCGCCUCGGGGGGAUAUGCGUCGUACGCGACGGCGAGUGAUGGACGGAUUCGAGCGUUGGCGACGGUGUCGGGGGCGUGUGUGGGCCGGAUGACCCGGUGCGGAGGGGUGCAUGAGCAUUUGAGGGAGAAUGCGGAGGCGAUUUCCGGGGCGUUGAUGGUGGCGGCGGAGGGGAGGAGGGAUGAGAUGGCCCGGGGGGGAUCGGGGAUGGAGGCGCCGCGCAUGUUUGAUGCGCAGAAUGUGGCCGAUGAUGCGGACCCGUUCUUUCGUGCGGCGGCGCAGUAUUAUGGGACGGAGAGGGGGAGACAUGAGCGGUCGACGCAGAGGGUGCCGCUGUCGAGUUAUGAUCGGAUGGUGGCGUAUGAUUCGUUUAAUUUUCAGCAUUUGAUUGCGCCGCGGCCGUUGCUGAUGAUUGCGGGCUCGGAGGCGGAGACGCUGCAUUAUAGUCGCGAGGCGGUGCGGCUGGCCCGGGAGCCCAAGGAGUUGUUUGUCGUGCCGGGGAAGAACCAUUUCGAUCUGUAUGAUACGUUAGACGAGUCGGGCCCCAAGUUGGUGGAGUUCUUUGGGAAGUACCUGGCGUGA
Molecule: messenger RNA, 1123 nt
Organism: Aspergillus ibericus CBS 121593
Lineage: Eukaryota; Fungi; Ascomycota; Eurotiomycetes; Eurotiales; Aspergillaceae
Product: alpha/beta hydrolase
Exons: 1
Coding region: 194-1123 (309 amino acids)
Source: RefSeq, a predicted model, not a curated record